CAGAGGGGGUCUGUGUUUCUAUGUUUGUGUUUGACCUGGCUCCCCAGAGGGGGUCUGUGUUUCUAUGUUUGUGUUUGACCUGGCUCCCCAGAGGGGGUCUGUGUAAACUCAACAGCUUAUUGCAGUGUGGGGGAGAUGAGCUGAAUCCCUGUUGGGAUGCAUUUCACACUCUUAUCACUUUCAGCUGCAGUUCUGAACAAUGUGAUCUUGGUUAAAUAUGAAAACAAAGUGUUGUAUUACCAUAAAUAGAGUAGUGUUUUAUAGUUUACAAUAAAACGUCUAAACAGUGAAGCAAUAAAAAAUAUAUUAUUUAUCAAUAAUGGGCUAUUUAAGAUUUGUCUCUGCAAAACAAAUGUAUGUCAAACAUUGCUGAAUGUUUUCAAUAUCCCGUUAGCACACUGAGCUAAAGUCUAGGCCUUGGCUCUUGGCACAAACAGGGAAGUUCAAGGUUAUUCAUCAUAGUCUCAUGGUACCAGACCACAACAGAAAGGCUUGACGUCUGCUAUCGUUUGUGUUUCCAAAGGGAAAGCACUUCAGGAUCGAGCAGUCCAAUAACUAAGGCCAGAAUUCAUUCAAAGCGUGUUCUAGACAUAGAUAUAGAACCAUUAUAUAUUAUUGAUGGUUCUAGCACUACACACUGAAAUACCGACAAUGCACCUUUUUAAGUAGUGGUUUCCGACCUUUUUCUGUUACUGUACCACCAACUGCAUUUUGCUGUGCCCAGAGUACCCCUGAAGUACCCCCUCGUGUAUUUUACCAGUCAGCCAAUGGUCUCAUGAGUCUUCUCACCUACCCCCGUGUCCUAGUGCCCCUGGUUGGGAACCGCUGUUUUAAAGGGAUUUUCCCCGGUGUUCGUAGAGAUCGCAUUCAUUCAAGACAAGAGCAAUGCGUUUGUCAGUCAAUCCGCUUUGGAUUGAGGUUUGAAACAGUAUUUUCCUGUUGAUUUCAUUGUUCUCAACUUGUCACUGUGCAAUGUUAGCUACACUAGAACUUACAGCAUAUCGAGGCUAAAUGUGCUUUCUACAGUAGCUUGCUAGCGUUGUCUUUGAGGUGCAUUCGUGCAAAACUCUAGCCAGCUUGCUAGCUAGUGUAAACUCACUUGUCACUCUCAGCAGCCUAUAGAUACACAGCUGUUGAAAAAGCAUUUGUUGUAGUAUGUCUAGCUGGCUUUGUUUUAAGGACUGUUUUUAGAUCAAAACUUUGCCCUUUCUUUCAUGAAAUCUCUGCCUCCAAACAUUCAUUGUGAAUCACAUAAACUGACCUGCUCAACUGGAAUGUAAUUGAAGAGCCACAUUUUAAAAGACACACACACACAUAACCACACACAGACAGAUGCACACCCACACACAUGUACUGAAAUACUUGGUCACACUUCACAGUAGAUUAUCCUAUACCAUUGUAAAAACAUGAGUUAUUAUAACCCUGUUCAGAACUACUGUAUAGGUACACAUUGUUACAUAGUUCCUUUCUUCCAUCCAUUUAUCCGUUCAUCCAUUCAGUCAGUCAGUCAGUCAGUCAGUCAGUCAAAAGUCAGAAACAGCUGGGGAACCUUAUUCUUUCCACUUAGCUGCUGCUCCGUCUCAACUGUGCAUCAGCAUCACCACCACGACUCUUUUCCUCCGCUCUCGUCUCCUUCCACUCUGUCGCUCAGUUGUCGGCAGCAAAGCAGAGGAGGAGAGGAGAUGAGAGGAGAGGGAGAAGGUUCUCAGGUUGGAGGGGGCGAAGCCUGUGGCUCGCUUUCCAGCAGAACUCGUGCGUUUGUACGGCAGAUGACGUGUGCUGGACUUUAAGAUUGCGUUAGGAUCAUGAAUGCCUUCAGCAUUGUGGAGGAGGACUCCAGUUUCUCAGAGGGGCCCCACUUCCAGUAGUGGCUAUCUGUGUGCCGUCUCUCCCGUGGCAGCACACUCCUCUUCUCCCCCCACCCCCUCUUUUGUUCCUUCCCAUCUCACACAUUUCGUGGUGGUGAUGAAUUCUAGCAUAGGUUGAGCUUUUCUGCCCGCAAUGGAUUGUCUUUGCAUUGUCACAACUAAGAACAGGCCGGCAGCGGUGCAGGGGUCCCCACACACUGGCCCGCCCCCGGCAUGCAUGAACCCCGCCUUGAUGAGCACUCCCUGGCAGUAUCGCUAUCAAGAUGAGGACUCUCCACCUGAGCACGGGUUCCCGCGGCUGACCAACGAGGUGCGCGCCCCUGAGCUGGUGCACGUGUCGGAGAAGAACCUCUCGGAGAUUGAGAAUGUGCAUGGCUACGUGUCCCACUCCCAUAUCUCCCCGCUCAAGGCGAGUCCCGCUCCAAUAAUUGUCAACACCGACACUCUGGAGAGCGUACCUUACGUCAACGGGACAGAAAUUGAAUAUGAGUUUGAAGAAAUCACACUAGAGCGGGGGAACUCAGGGUUGGGUUUCAGCAUCGCUGGAGGAACAGAUAACCCCCAUAUCGGUGAUGACCCAGGGAUCUUCAUCACCAAGAUCAUCCCUGGUGGCGCGGCAGCAGAGGAUGGCCGGUUAAGAGUGAAUGACUGCAUCCUGCGGGUGAAUGAUGCCGACGUGUCCGAGGUGUCCCACAGUAAGGCAGUGGAGGCGCUGAAGGUGGCCGGCUCUAUCGUCAGGCUGUACGUUCGCCGGAGGAGACCCAUGCUGGAAACUGUCAUUGAAAUCAAACUCAUCAAAGGACCAAAAGGGCUGGGCUUCAGCAUCGCAGGAGGGGUGGGCAACCAGCACAUCCCGGGGGACAACAGCAUCUUUGUCACUAAGAUCAUAGAUGGAGGUGCAGCACAGAAGGACCAGCGCUUGCAGGUUGGAGACCGGCUGCUUAUGGUGAACAACUACACUCUGGAAGAGGUCUCCCACGAGGAGGCUGUAGCCAUACUGAAGAACACGUCUGACGUUGUGUACCUGAAGGUGGGCAAGCCCACCAGUGUUUACUUAUCAGAUCCCUAUGGGCCACCUGAUAUCACGCACUCGUUCUCUCCAGCAAUGGAAAAUCAUAUCUCUUCCGUGGGCAACAACGGCACUCUGGAGUACAAGUGCACUCUUCCCCCCAUGCCCAUCUCUCCUGGAAGGUACUCCCCCCUCCCAAAACACUUACUCGGGGAAGAGGACAUUAACAGGUUGGAUGGUUUUUCCUUCUUACGAAAUGCCUCGAUAGAUGACGGGGAGGCUCACAGGUUUGAGUCGCAGCACUUCCAGUUGAGGCCUCCUGAGCCAGUUUACAGCACUGUGAACAAAGCACCUUCUCCCCACCACUAUUCCCCCGUGGAGUGCGACAAAAGCCUCCUUCACUCCAUACCCUUCCCUCACUAUCACUUAGGCCUGCUCCCUGACUUCGAGAUCACCAGGGAUCCCAGGAGGAUGGUCCUCCACAAGGGCUCCACAGGCCUGGGAUUCAACAUCGUGGGUGGGGAGGACGGAGAGGGCAUCUUCGUCUCCUUCAUCCUGGCGGGAGGGCCUGCCGACCUGAGCGGAGAGCUGCGGAGGGGAGACCAGAUCCUGUCGGUUAAUGGCAUCGACCUACGCGGGGCCACCCACGAGCAAGCGGCUGCAGCACUAAAGGGGGCGGGCCAAACUGUCACCAUCAUUGCUCAGUACAGGCCCGAGGAGUACGGGCGUUUCGAGGCCAAAAUCCAUGAUCUGCGGGAACAGAUGAUGAACCAUAGCAUGAGCUCUGGGUCCGGAUCCCUCCGAACCAAUCAGAAACGCUCCCUUUACGUCAGGGCACUGUUCGACUAUGAAAAGGCCAAAGACAGUGGACUCCCGAGCCAGGGCCUCAGCUUCAGGUAUGGGGACAUCCUCCACGUCAUCAAUGCCUCAGACGAUGAAUGGUGGCAGGCCCGGAGGGUGACCCCUGAUGGGGACAGCGAAGAGAUGGGGGUCAUCCCCAGCAAAAGGAGGGUUGAGAGGAAAGAACGAGCUCGUCUAAAGACAGUGAAGUUCAAUGCCAAACCUGGAACAAUUGAUUCCAAAGGGUCAUUCAAUGACAAGCGUAAAAACAACUUCAUCUUUACACGAAAGUUCCCAUUCUACAAGAACAAGGAGUUGGGUGAGCAGGAUGGCAGUGAUUCAGAACGGAGUCAAGAGGACAUGAUUCUCUCCUAUGAGCCUGUCAUUCGACAAGAGAUUAAUUACGCCAGACCCGUCAUAAUCCUUGGACCAAUGAAAGACAGAAUCAACGACGACCUGAUAUCCGAAUUCCCUGACAAAUUUGGCUCCUGCGUGCCACAUACCACUCGGUCGAGGAGGGACUACGAGGUCGAUGGGCGGGACUACCAUUUUGUAAUGUCCAGAGAGCAGAUGGAGCAGGACAUCCAAGAGCACAAGUUCAUUGAGGCGGGCCAGUACAACGACAAUCUAUAUGGAACCAGUGUUCAGUCGGUCAAAUAUGUGGCUGAGAGGCAGGGUAAACACUGCAUACUGGACGUGUCAGGGAAUGCCAUAAAACGACUACAAGUAGCACAACUCUAUCCCAUUGCCAUCUUUAUAAAACCUAGGUCCAUUGAUUCAUUAAUGGAGAUGAAUAAGAGAUUAACAGAAGAGCAGGCCAGGAAGACAUUUGACCGUGCCAUGAAGUUGGAGCAGGAGUUUGGCGAGUUUUUCACAGCCCUUGUUCAAGGAGACACCUUAGAAGACAUUUAUAACCACUGCAAAAUGGUGAUAGAGGAGCAUUCAGGACCCUACAUCUGGAUCCCAUCAAAAGAGGAAUUAUGAGAACACACCACUUUGGCAGGGAUAUUGGACUGCUAGAUUCACAACAUACGUUGUAACAUAUGUUCAACUGUAAUGGUAAAUAAUAUUGUUCAUAAUUAUAGCCAAUUAAUAUGAUUUUUUUCUUAUAGUUUCUUUUUUUUCCACUUUCAAUAUGAAUGUUCCUGAAUGUACACCACAACGUUUAAGAAACAUUUUUGGCCUAAACAAUUUUACUGUUUGUAUAUUUCAUGUUUUUAUUUUAAAAAAUGCUAAGGAAAUUUAAUAAACAAGGGCAUGUGUUCACGUCGAAACUGCGUGGAAUUUCAAAUGAAUAUUCGAAGAUCGCCACGCCAAUGAAGGAGGGGAAGGAAAUAAUAUCAGCUUCUUUUGCUUUUCUCCACGCAACAGCAGCACUUUGUGUCCUCCGACACUCACCUCACAUCACUAGUUGACAUUUUGUGUGACUUUAGCAUCUAUGGCCCUUGGACACAGGUCAUCGUAAUCCGCCUAUUUUUACAUUCUUAUUAUUUUUUAUUAUUUUGUGAAUCCAGAUUUGUUUGAAAAUGUUUCUUUGAAUAAGAAUUCUCCUCAACUGUAUUGUUUUUUUGUUGUUGUGCGGAUUAUUUCUUAAAAAAUACAAUUAUUGUUAAGAUGCUUUGAUUAGAAUGAAGAAUUAAGGGGGAAAUCUACAUUUACGUGUAGGAAAUGUGACAUUAUAUUUUGCUAUUUAUAUUGAUAGAGAGCACAACAGCACAAAGUAUUUAUUAUGAAGAUAUAUAACUUUGAUUAAAAAAUAAAUAAAAAAUCUGAUCUUAA
Molecule: messenger RNA, 5496 nt
Organism: Salmo salar (Atlantic salmon)
Lineage: Eukaryota; Metazoa; Chordata; Actinopteri; Salmoniformes; Salmonidae
Source: RefSeq, a predicted model, not a curated record